UACGCUGUUACUCGGUAAAUUUUCUCGUUCGAAAUGCAAGUACCGCUAGUGGUAUAUUAUCUGUCGUUAUGCGUCGCUACAUUAGGAGUGGAGCUGACCCCCAAAGAUUGGUGGGAGAAAGCCGGUUUCUAUCAGAUCUACCCACGCUCGUUCAAGGACAGUGAUGGCGAUGGGAUUGGUGAUUUGAAUGGAAUAACUUCCAAGCUCCCAUACCUGAAGGAGCUAGGCGUCAGAGCAUUCUGGAUGUCUCCAAUCAACAAAUCUCCUAUGGUGGAUUUCGGCUACGACAUCUCAGACUUCCGAGCGAUCCAACCAGAAUAUGGAACGAUGCAGGACUUUGAAAACUUGGUGAAGGAAGCGCACCGCCUCAACUUGAAAGUGAUUAUGGAUUUUGUGCCGAACCACUCCAGCGAUAAGCAUGAGUGGUUUAUCAAAUCGGAAGCGCGUGAAUCCGGGUAUGAAGAUUUCUACGUGUGGGACGACGGUAUUCCGAACCCGGCAGGUGGACGAAAUUUACCACCUACAAACUGGCUGCAGGCAUUUCGUCGCAGUGCCUGGCAGUGGAGCGAGAAUCGGCAGCAGUACUACCUGCAUCAAUUCACUGUUGAGCAACCGGAUUUGAACUACAGAAAUCCCGUUGUAGUAAGAGAGAUGAAAGAUGUCAUUCGGUUCUGGUUGGAUAAAGGCGUUGAUGGCUUCCGUGUUGAUGCCGUGCCUUUCCUGUUUGAAGUUGUGAAACUUCAAAACGGUUCAUACCCGAAUGAACCGACGAGUGGAUUAACGAUUGACCCGGAAGACUUCGACUACCUCGAUCAUAUCUAUACCCAGAAUCAACCAGAAACUUUGGACAUGGUCUACCAGUGGCGAGAGCUGGUCGAUCAAUACCAGCAGGAAAAUGGUGGGGAAACAAGGGUACUCAUGACCGAGGGUUAUACAAGUUUGGAAAUUCUAAGAGAGUACUACGUAAGCACUACGACUAAAAAACAUGGUUCGCAUAUGCCGUUUAAUUUUGGUUUUAUUGCGGACUUAAAUCGAACCUCUGGGGCAUUCGAUAUCGUCAAGGUCAUUCAGUCGUGGAUGAAUAUUGUGCCGCAGGGCCAUGCAGCGAACUGGGUUAUGGGUAAUCACGAUCGGCCUCGUGUGGGUACGAGAUUCGGUGAAGAGCGAAUCGAUGCAAUGAAUAUGAUCCUGCUGAGUCUACCGGGUGCUACAGUUACCUAUCAGGGGGAAGAAAUAGGGAUGACAGAUGUCCGUAUUUCAUGGGAGGAAACCGUAGAUCCAGCAGCUUGUAAUGCAGGUGAAGCACUGUAUGCCACGAAGUCAAGAGAUCCUUGCCGAACUCCGUUCCAGUGGGAUGAUUCCGCGAUGGCAGGAUUCACUAGCGGAAAUAGAACUUGGCUACCGGUAGGAUCAAACUACAGAUCCAUAAACGUGAAGGUAGAGGAAGCCGUGACCAAAAGUCAUCUGAAUGUGUACAAAGCAAUGAUGAAACUACGAGAGUAUAAAACCUUCCGUCACGGGUCAGUGAAAACCCGAGCGUACAACGAUAACGUGUUGGCGAUUGUGCGAGAACUGGAGGAUCACAACACUUACAUAACGUUAGUGAAUCUCGGGACGAAAAUUGAAGUGCUCGACGGAGUCGGUUUAGCCAGUCGGUUACCAUCGAAGAUGAGAUUCGAGGUUGUUGGAACGUCUUCUCACCACAUUAAAGGGGGUGUUAUGGCAACAAAUGAUAUCGUUUUGCUUCCGUAUGAAUCUUUUGUGUUGGUGGCAAAGCUUUCGCACUCUGAUCGUCUGCACGAGGAUAUCUGUGAAGUCUGGCUGGAGUAGGUUUACAAAUUAAAAUCUGCGUGCACAAAAGUUCGAGCCGAUUUCAUUAGCAUUAAUAAUUCUUCGAUUAUAGCCUAAUAAGCAUAUCAAAGAGUGAUAUAAUUUCCUUUAUGAAAUUGGUAAAAAGGGAGCAUUAGGUUGAUGUCGCGACUAGCUAAGAUGUAUCUAACCGUUAAGUGAGAUUACCUCCCAAGUACCCUGAGUGGUUCCGAUAGAUGAGACCUGGCAGAAUUGAAGAAUAAGCAUAGUUCAUAAUAACGAUAUAAAGAAUCAUACAUUAGCGACUUCACAGUUUAGUGUCUUCGCGUGAACGAACCCUUAAAACAUUUCACUGAUCUGUCAUUGUCAAAACAUUAAUCGAAAUCCACAUUUUAUCAUGGUGAAAUACACGAACGAGCAAACGCAUAAUAAUUAUUAAAACUUACUACCGACAUUCGGAGUCGGUAGUUGCAACUUUAA
This is a messenger RNA of Toxorhynchites rutilus septentrionalis, 2289 nucleotides long. RefSeq names its product maltase A3-like. NCBI's taxonomy places the organism in Eukaryota, Metazoa, Arthropoda, Insecta, Diptera, Culicidae. The coding region runs from base 34 to 1830 and encodes 598 amino acids. Gene Ontology annotation, biological process: carbohydrate metabolic process. The transcript is spliced from 3 exons. The record is from RefSeq and is a predicted model, not a curated record.